AUGCAGUGCAGUCUGCCAGUAAACAAACGACCCACUCAUGUUUCCGUCAGCUUUCAAGGAAACAAAACAGCAACCAAUCGACUCCAGAUCAUCUACCCAGGAACUCUCAUCAGAAACUUCACCGUCUGCUACUCCGUUCUACACAGCGGCUACAAGUCGACGUCGCAGCUCAUCCAGUCUCUAGAAAUGAACCAGAUACUUGGCGCCGAGCACUUCGUGGUGUACAACUACAGCAUCUCCCCGGCUGUUGACCAGAUUCUCCAGCGCUACCAGCAGGAUGGUCUGGUCACUGUUCUCCCAUGGCCUCUUCCAACAAAACAAAGCUGGUAUUACGGACAAAUGUCCGCUUUAAACGACUGUGUCUACAGAAACCGCAACAUCUCCAGAUUUGUCGUUGUGGUAGACACAGACGAAUUCGUGAUGCCAAAAAACCACUCCAACUGGAUGGAGAUGAUUGCCGCCACUUCGCCUCAAGAAUAUGACGUGUCCACAUUUGUACAUUCUCCAAAUCCGCCCAAAAAAGCCAGUGCCAAAACUGGCUGCUUUAUCGUUAGGUCAAGUUUCUUUUCCACUUCUUCCGAAACAAACUGGACCUCAUUUCCUCCUGAGUUCCCAUUCUCGAAGGAAGAAAAGAACAACACUAUAAAAUACAACAUUUUGGUUCUUCACCAGUUAUUGAGAUCUUCAGAAAUUUAUCGAGCGAAGGUCAAAUCCAAAUAUAUUGCACGACCAGAGCUCACACACACUUGUGGGAUUCAUUUCGUACACACAUUUACUUACUUCAUGAGAUGCAGCGUAGUCUCUCACAGUAUAGCACUGGUGCAUCACUACAGAAAACCAACAAUGAAAGGGGGUAUAAUGGAUACCACAAUGUUGAGAUUCAAGAGUCAGUUGUAUCCUCGCGUUUUGAAGAAGUAUAAACUAUUCCCCAAAAUAUUCUCUAGUGGUUGA
Molecule: messenger RNA, 951 nt
Organism: Candidula unifasciata
Lineage: Eukaryota; Metazoa; Mollusca; Gastropoda; Stylommatophora; Geomitridae
Source: the annotation of a GenBank genome assembly